ACGGUGCGUUUUAGUGAUUCCGGAAACGGUGCGUUAAGCGUUAAGCCCUUCUGCUUCUUCUCCAUCUCUUUGUUAGCUUACUCUUUUGCGGCUGUGAGUGGUGAUUCCAACGACGGUGACUCUAGAGAAUAUGUGGCUUUGGAUUCAGGUUUGAUCUGUAAAGUACAGUGGCAUUUGGUCAUGGGGACUGAAGAGCCGAAAGAUCCAUUCAAGGGGGUUGACUGGAAAGCCAUAGGUGGUGAAUUGCAGAAGGACCCGAGUGCCGGUGCUAAACCAGUCAUAAAGAAACGGCUACCAAAAAAGAUUAGGCAAAUUCCAGAUUAUUAUUUCCUUCCUCGAAGAUCUCUACCCUCUGCUUUUGCAUUCUAUGGGUCAUGUAUUGCUGGUGGAAUUGGUGCCGGCAUGCUACUUGAGACCUGGAUAAACAAGAAGGUUAAAGAGGAUGGAGGCGUCAUCUGGGAGUUUGAUAAAUAGAUUAUGGAUGGCACUGCAACAGCUUCUCUCGAUGGGGAUCCUUUUUUCCUUUGCUGGUAUGACGGCGUCUCUCAUUUUGGAAACCCAUUCGUUGGAAUUUCAACUGCUGGAAAAACUAUGAGAUUGGUUACUAUGGGUUUGGACUGUGAAAUCGUUUAGUUUUGUUUUUGUUUCACUGGUAUUGAAAUAGUUCUGCAUGAAUAGGAAACGAAUUAAGUAUUAUAUAAUUUUGAAAUAUAUACGCGUUUCUUUUCAA
Manihot esculenta (cassava) is the source of this 730-nucleotide messenger RNA. RefSeq lists its product as uncharacterized. The record is from RefSeq and is a predicted model, not a curated record. The transcript has 3 exons. Lineage: Eukaryota; Viridiplantae; Streptophyta; Magnoliopsida; Malpighiales; Euphorbiaceae. The coding region runs from base 181 to 474 and encodes 97 amino acids.